Cornus florida is the source of this 2008-nucleotide messenger RNA. RefSeq lists its product as uncharacterized. NCBI's taxonomy places the organism in Eukaryota, Viridiplantae, Streptophyta, Magnoliopsida, Cornales, Cornaceae. Gene Ontology annotation, biological process: carbohydrate transport. Gene Ontology annotation, cellular component: membrane. The record is from RefSeq and is a predicted model, not a curated record. Gene Ontology annotation, molecular function: symporter activity. The transcript is spliced from 13 exons. Bases 347 to 1714 code for a protein of 455 amino acids.
UUGGACCCCACAUAAAUCUCUGCCGUCAUAUGAUCUAAUUUGUAGUUUCGAUGCAUGUUCAUAUACAUACAAACACAGUAGAAGGCCAUGUAUUAGAAUUCUUGAAUAUCCAUAAAUGUAACUUACACCUAUAUGUACAUAUACGUGUAACUUACCAAGUUGGUAAAGUUAUGUGGUGUUCCCACCAAGCAAUUCGGAUUCUCUCUCUUUGAGUGUCUUCCUGGUUAAGCUCAGUUUCUUCUGGGUCCAAGAAAAGGUUUCAGCUGAGGAAUUUCAUGGGUUUUAUGUAGCUUGCCCAGAGGGUUUUCAUUGAUCGGGAAAUCUGAAAUUUGACCUUGUGUAACUUAUGGUUAAUGGUAUGGGAGAUCAGGAAUCAUGCACCAAACCCCUUGGAAGAUUGUCUGUUUUCUACUAUGGCGUGGGGCACAUGCUGAAUGAUAUUACAUCUGCAUGUUGGUUUACUUAUCUCUUAGUUUUCUUGACAGAUAUUGGACUGUCCCCAAGGGCUGCUGCUGCUGUCAUGCUUUCGGGCCAGAUAGCUGAUGGAUUUACAACCAUAUUUGCUGGCGAACUGAUAGACAGGUUUGGGCAUUUCAAAAUUUGGCAUGGUGCAGGAUCUGUUUUAGUCGCUGUUUCAUUUUCUUCUGUUUUUGGCGGUUGCCUGCCUUGCAAGAUCCUUGGCACCAAUUCAUUUACUGUGCAAACUAUUGGAUACAGCAUUUUUGCAGCUAUCUUCAAUGUGGGUUGGGCAGCAACUCAAGUUUCACACAUGUCUAUGGUGAAUUGCAUCACGCUGAAUUCAACAAGUAGAGUAAUUUUGGCUAGUUGUCGCAAUGCUUUUACAAUGGUCGCCAACCUAAGCCUCUAUGCAGUUGCUUUUAUAGUAUUCAGAUUCAAUACAUCAAGGACACUUGCUGAUGUUGAAAGUCAGUACCGCUGGAUAGCACAUUUGUCAAUUUUUAUUGGAUGCUGCUUCGUUGGCAUAUUUCUUCUUGGAACCGAAGAGCCAAGAUUGAAUCAGGAUGUUCAAGGAAAAAACUCUACAAGGAUUUCUUGGGCUUACUGGUUUAAAAAAGUAUUAUACCAUCAAGUUGCUCUUGUUUAUGUCCUUACCAGACUAGUGACUAAUGUUUCACAGGCGUUUCUUGCAUUCUAUGUCAUUAACGAUCUGCAAAUGCCUCUGUCAACUAAAGCUUUGGUUCCAGCCAUUAUCUACAUAUGCAGCUUCAUUGUAUCAAUCCUUCUACAGGAGAUCACCUGGACUGGCCAACGUCUAAAGACCUUUUUUUCACUGGGAGGAGUUCUUUGGAUAUUUUGUGGUUCAGUGAUCCUCCUUUUACCAAGAAGCAUGAAUUUCUAUAUGUACCUUCUGUCAAUAGUUAUUGGCAUAGCAAAUGCUCUAAUGACGGUGACUGGAGUAAGCAUGCAAAGUGUUGUAGUUGGUGAAGAUCUCAAUGGCUGUGCUUUUGUUUAUGGAUCAUUGAGCUUCUUGGACAAAAUCUCAUGUGGGAUUGCCUUGUACAUUCUUGAAUCAUAUCAUGAUAACUCUCCAAAACUGCAGAAAUGUAAUUCAAUACUUUCGUGUUUUUCGGUGACAAGAUACGGUUUGGGUCUUGUCCCGGCAGUUUGUUCACUUGUUGGUGUGGUGGUUACGUACACCAUGGAUCUCCACACACCCAUUUCAAAACCUAUAAUGGAGCCCCUAUUGGCAUAGCUUUUAAUCCACAGUAACAUGGAGCUGUUCCAGCAUUUCAACUAUCAACAUGAUACAGAGAACUCGAUCCUUGCAUCGACUCUACUCAAUGACACCCUUUAGCCACUGAAUUUUCUUCGGCAUAGGUUUUUUUUUUUUUUUCCCCUCUCAAUUCAUUAUCAGCACACCCAUUGAAUUUGUUCACCAUUUAGCAUGUAUUAUCUUGAAAUAUUACAGCUGUAAUUGUAUAUAAUAUCGUAAAAUGUACAAUUCAUGUUCUGAAAUUAUGAUAAUUUAACUGGGGGAUUACAUUUA